AAAAGAAAGAAAAAAAAAAGAAAAACACCUCCUCCUCUCUUCCUUCCAGCGAGCUCCACCUCCAGCCAGCCAUAGCCAUCCCCUUCUCCGAUUCGAUCGCUCGCCGUCGCCGCGGGGCCAAUCCGAUCCCGCCGCUCGCCGGCGAUCCGGUUCGAGCCGCCGGAAGGGAGGCGAUCAUGAGGAAGCGGGAGCGGGAGAACCCGUGCGGGAUCUGCGGGCACUACCACAAGUACGAGCUCGGGGAGGUGUGCGGGGUGUGCGGCCACCGCCCGCCGGCGUCGGCGGGGGCUCAGGCGGCGGCGGGGGCGGCGCAGGCGGCGGCGCCGAGGCAGGACUCGGCGUUCCCGUCGGAGAUCCUCAAGGACUUCCUCUUCCUCGGCAGCUACGACAACGCCUCCCGCUCCGAGCUGCUCAAGACCAUCGGCAUCUCCCACAUCCUCAAUACUGUACCCUUAUGCCAAAACCUUUACCGAAAUUCGUUCACGUACCACUGCCUUCAAGACGAGAAGACUUUGCAGUUUGAUGAUGCAAUCCAAUUUUUAGAACAGUGCGAAAGAGAUAAAGCACGUGUUCUAGUCCAUUGCAUGUCAGGGAAAAGUAGAUCAGCAGCAUUUGUGAUAGCCUUCUUGAUGAAGACCAAAGGCUGGAGACUUUCCCAGUGUUUCCAAUGGGUGAAAGAAAGAAGACCACAAGUGCAAUUGGCUGAUGCGGCGCAGCGGCAACUGAUCGAAUAUGAACAGAAGCUUUUCAAUUCCACUGUUGGCAUUCCAGCUCAGGCUUUUGUUCCAACAGAUGCGUUCCCUUCACUUGGAUUUGGUUUCCCAAAACCGUCAGGAGACAUCCAGGUGCCUAUCUUUAACCAGCAGGCUCCAGCAUCCAUCUUUGAGCGUGUAAGCCCACACAACAUCCCUAGCAAUUUCACAUUUGGGGCUGAAAGAACUACUGAAGUGAAGCUCCCAGAUAACAAUAGCUUUGGUGUUGUCAACUCAUCUGGGGGCGAUAGCAUGAUGGACAGCUCCUAGUAUGUUUUGCAUUGAUACAAAAGGAAUCAACUCCGAAUUUAGUCAGAUUUCUCGGGAUGUUUUAGAUUUCUGAGAAGGAAAGUUGCAUUUUUUGUACAAGGAUUUCAAGCGUUUUGACCAUUGCAGUUCUGCGUUUUAACAAACAUGUAUGUGCUUUUUCAUCGAACUUUUCAAGUGUAAUUCAAGUUAACUGAAAUUACGCUGGAAAGCUCAAGUAAAAGCUAUGCAUGUGUUUUUGUUGAAACGUAGAAAUGUAGUCGUCAAGAAUGCUGUAACACCCAGAAAUAUUACUCCCACGGCUGCAAGAUGAACUGAGAAAUCUGGAAAAUACACACAUGGUUUGUUUGUUUGUAUCUUGGCAGUUGUUGAUAUACUAGCUUGAGUCCCUUGCUUACA
Messenger RNA from Oryza sativa Japonica Group (Japanese rice), 1418 nucleotides. Its product is annotated as protein-tyrosine-phosphatase IBR5. Gene Ontology annotation, biological process: abscisic acid-activated signaling pathway; negative regulation of MAP kinase activity; protein dephosphorylation. Lineage: Eukaryota; Viridiplantae; Streptophyta; Magnoliopsida; Poales; Poaceae. The record is from RefSeq and is a predicted model, not a curated record. Gene Ontology annotation, molecular function: MAP kinase phosphatase activity; protein tyrosine/serine/threonine phosphatase activity. Gene Ontology annotation, cellular component: nucleus.